Erinaceus europaeus (western European hedgehog) is the source of this 6040-nucleotide messenger RNA. It is a transcript of the gene KLHL42, whose product is annotated as kelch like family member 42. The coding region runs from base 133 to 1467 and encodes 444 amino acids. The transcript is spliced from 4 exons. Gene Ontology annotation, molecular function: protein binding. The record is from RefSeq and is a predicted model, not a curated record. NCBI's taxonomy places the organism in Eukaryota, Metazoa, Chordata, Mammalia, Eulipotyphla, Erinaceidae.
CCCCUCCCCCACUCGCGGUCAGCUUGCGGCAGCCCCGCCCGGUCGCCCCGCUCCCUCCCGGGCCAGCGGCCUCGCUCUCCGUUCGGCGAGCUGGCGGGCCCCGGCGCCCCGGCGGCCGCGCCGGCCGAGGAGAUGGUGCAGAUCCGCCUGGAGGAUCGCUGCUUCCCGGUGAGCAAGCGCAAACUCAUCGAGCAGAGCGACUACUUCCGCGCGCUGUACCGCUCGGGCAUGCGCGAGGCCCUGCGCGCCCAGGCCGGCGGCCCAGAUGAGCAGCAGCUGCGCGGCCUGAGCGCCCCGGGCCUGCGCCUGGUGCUCGACUUCAUCAACGCGGGCGGCGCGCCGGGAGGCCAGCUGCUGGGCGAUGCGGGCGAAGGCGACGACCCCGACGAGGCAGGCCUGCUGGGCGGGCUGGUGGAGGCCGCGUCGUUCCUGCAGGUGACGCCGCUGCUGCGCCUGCUGCGCUCGCAGCUCGGCCCGGCCGACGGCGGCCUCCCGCAGCGCCUCCGCCAGGCGCGCCUGGCCGGCACCCCGGUGCUCGUGGCACUCGGCGACUUCCUGGGGGGCCCGCUGGCGCCGCACCCCUACCAGGGCGAGCCGCCGUCCAUGCUGCGCUACGAGGAGCGUACGGAGCGCUGGUUCCCGCUGGCCAGCAGCCUGCCUCCUGACCUGGUCAACGUGCGGGGCUAUGGCGCCGCCAUCCUGGACAACUACCUGUUCAUCGUAGGCGGCUACCGUGUCACCAGCCAGGAGAUCGCAGCUGCGCACUCCUACAACCCCAGCACCAAUGAAUGGCUGCAGGUGGCCUCCAUGAACCAGAAGAGGUCCAACUUCAAGCUUGUGGCCGUGAACUCUAAGCUGUAUGCCAUCGGGGGCCAGGCCGUGUCGAAUGUGGAGUGUUACAACCCUGAGCAGGAUGCCUGGAACUUCGUGGCGCCCCUGCCCAACCCCUUGGCUGAGUUCUCUGCCUGUGAGUGUCAGGGCAAGAUCUACGUCAUCGGGGGCUACACCACCCGAGACCGCAACAUGCAUGUGUUGCAGUACUGCCCGGUGGCUGAUGCCUGGAGCCUGUUUGAGACAUGCAGUGUGCACAUUCGCAAGCAGCAGAUGGUGUCAGUGGAGGAGACCAUCUACAUUGUGGGUGGUUGCCUGCACGAGCUGGGCGCCCCGCGCCGUAGCCAGAGCGAGGACAUGCUGACCGUGCAGUCCUACAACACCAUCACCCGCCAGUGGCUCUACCUCAAGGAGAAUACAUCCAAGUCGGGCCUGAACCUGACAUGUGCCUUGCACAAUGAUGGCAUCUAUAUCAUGAGCCGUGAUGUCACACUGGCCACCAGCCUGGAGCACCGCGUCUUCCUCAAGUACAACAUCUUUGCUGACAGCUGGGAGGCCUUCCGUCGCUUCCCUGCCUUCGGCCACAACCUGCUGGUGUCCUCACUCUACCUGCCCAAUGCCACGCCAGACACGUGAGCGGCAGGCAGCUGUGGGCAGCCAGGCAGGCCUGGGGGAGGGGGGGUGCAGAGACCCACACUCUUAUUUUUGUAAUGACUUGAUUGGUUUUUACGUCCUGGAAGUGGGCACACCUGCCAUCAUGUUUGUGUCCAUAUGGAAUGAUGCCCUCAUUGAGCUGGAGGACUGAAACUGACCAUGGACUCGGGGACCCUCCAUCCCCCUGUCCUGUCCUGUCUCUUAGCAAAGGGGCCAUGGUUGGUGUGGGCCAGUGCUAGAGCUAAGCUCACAGCUGCUUUGCUUUGUUUAGGUCACUUGGCAUCUGGUCCCUAACAUGUGGGGCAGAACUUUCAGUUACUAGUUUACUUGGCAAGUGUUUACGUUGACACACACACACACACACACACACACACACACACACACCUACCUACAUGUCAUCCACACACUCAAGUAUAGUGCAUUUGAGUGACGAGUCUCUUUAGAUCUUUUCUUCACACAUUCCUUUCCAGGAAACACAUGGUGACAGCAGUCCUGGGGCCAGGCAGUGGUACAUCUGGUACAACUGUACACAUGUCACCAUGAACAAGGACCUGGAUUCAAGCCCCCGGUUCCCACCUACAGGGGGGAUUCUCCAUGAGUGGUGAAACAGGUCUGCAGGUGUCUCUCUUCUUCUCUAUAUCCCCCUGCCUCUCAGUUUCUCUCUGUCUCUGACAGAAAAAGAAAGUCCCUUGGACUUGCAAACACAUUCCCAGUGUUUCCUCAGCCUUGCUUGUCCACUAAGUGACUAGUGGGCAGAGCCUCUCAUGUCACUUGGAUGACAGAUGACUGACCGUUUGGUCAGAUGAAUGGCAUCACUGGGCACUCUGUAUUGUUUCAAAAGAGAGGCCACAGUGUUUUCAAGGGUGUAUAUUUACACCUAAGUCUCAAGUGAGAAUGUCAAAUGAGAACAAAUAACCACCUUUUACUGAGCUGCUUUUGCUGAAUUUACUUGACUCAGUCCUUCAUGGAGGAUGGCAGACACUGUGCUGUUCCUUGUAAGCCAGGCCACAUUCCCAGCUCACCUUGGCCUUUGGUGCGUGCUUGCUUCUAUGAUUAGGCAAGGAGGCUGAGGAGGUGCUUGUGACAGGGGGACUCUCACACAAGUGGCUGGGGGCCAGGUGGGGCAUCACCUCAGACUCUCUGCUUAUAGCUGUGGGAUCUGAAUCCAGCUCAGCAGGCUAGUUUGCUGUCCAUCGUUGGUGAAGAAAAGCUUUUGCAACCUUAGCUCAGCAUUUCUGCCCAAACAGAGGCCCAUGCUCCAAGAGAUACAAGCUAUGGAACGGCCUCUGAGGCCUAUAGCUGAGCUGGUACAGCUAGGUGCUAUGUGCUAGGUUCCAGUUCUGCUCUGACAGUCCAGUGAUAGAGGGGCUGGUUUUAGAAGCCAGACCCCAAGGCAGCACAUUUGUGAACCCAGAAAGCUCUUAGCUGGGCACCCAGGCCACACCCCCCAACCCCCUGUGCACAGAGCUCUCUGCCUAUCAGAGAACUCAUACUGGGUCUCCCUCCUCCUUCUCCUGGGCUUGGCUUUCAGGGCUGGCUGUGGGCAUUGUAUCACUUGGCUCUGGGUGACACAUCCAUUAAGGCAAGUGGAAGUCAACUCUGUGGCGAACACUGAGACAGGUCCUUCUCUGGUUAUGCCUCUCUGUGAAGGUUUUUGUGUCAUAAACAUGGAUCACAAGUACUCAGCCCUCUCCCCUUAUCAAACUCUGGCCUGCAGUUUUCCCUGAAGCGGCACUUUCAAUAUGAGGUUUAUAUUAAUUUAUACACAGUGUAGAAAUUCACUUCCAGUGACCUCUAGCUUUAUUUCAUAUAUUUAAACAGUCUAUUUUAGAGCCUGUUAACAUUUAUGAUUUCUGAAGUUUUUUUCCCCUAAGGCCUGGCUUUACAUCUUCAGAGAACUCUAGCCUGUUUAGUUGGUUGAGGACAUGCAGUUGGGGGUGUACCUCACCAUGCCAUGUGAUACACAGCACUCUUCCUGAAGUCUGUUCUCUAACCAGUUACCCUCUCUGGGUUCAUUUUUUAAUACCAACAGUUGGGUUCUGGGACAAAAUGAAGGCCUGCUCUGAUCCACAAAGCUGUGUGUGUGUCUCUAAGACACAGGCUGCGAAGGGGUUUGUGUUGCUGUGGGCACAGGCUGUGUUGGUGGCCCUCAGAGCAUAGGGCUGGGGCAGGUACUAGGGCAGCACCUUCUUCCUGUUCUCUCUGACACUUGCCAGAGGCGCUGAACAUGGAGGCUGCCCUUAAUUCACCUCCAUCCCCUGCUGGUGUCAGGGCUUCUCUGCCCACCCCACUCCACGUUGGGGGCAGUGUGUGGCCUCAACCCCCCCCCCCAUCUGCCUUCCUUCUUUUCACCUGAGAUGCUUUGAUGGGACUCCCUAGAGGCCCCCACAGAAGGAGGGAGUCCAGAGGGAGCUCUGGAUGAGACAGUGUAGAGAAGGUGAUCCUGUCAUUUUUCCUGGCUUCCCCUUUUAAUUCAAGUGGCCUCUAUGCUCAGCACCCUUGGUAGGUCUUUCUGAUGAAUCUGUACACUACAGGCUAGUGAUGCCAUGGGGUUGCAGCAGUGGGGUCCCCAGAUAUCUGUGGGUGCUAGGAAGAAGCAUGUGGGUGAAGAUGACAUGAGAGUAUCAAAGAGAACCCACUCUGCCACUUUUGGACCCAGGCCCUGAGUGACCCUGGAUGCCCUAGACAGCAGUGGAAGCCAGUCGGGGAGCAUCCAAGGUCUCCCCAUGGCGAGGACCCCUUAGUGAACACCUGCUUGCACAUACUUUCUUGGCCCCACAUACACCACUGCACAGAAGCCAACACCUCACCCUAAUAUUUUAAAACUUUAGGAUUCAUUUAGGACUCUGUCAACUUGUUGUUUGCACCAGAGCCUGACUUCAUAGGACCCUCCCCAUCCAGAAAGCUCAGGCUGGUUGAGUCAGUUCAAGACAGACAGUUGGAGGUGGCUUGUUUUUAUUUUUCAUUUUAUUUAUUUAUUAUUGGAUAGAGACAGAAAUUAUGAGGGAAGGGGGAGGUAGAGAGGGAGAGAAACAGAGAUACUUGCAGCCUUGCUUCACCACUCAUGAAGUUUUUCCCAUGCAGGUGGGGACCAGGGACUUGAACCUUGGUCUUUGUGCACUAUAAUUUUUGUGCCUAACCAGGUGUGCCAUCACCUGGCCCUGGAGGUGGGCUUGUGAGUGACCAUGUGGCAGAAUGUGCAGUGUUGUUUUUUUGUUUUUGCUAUCAGGGUGAUUAUUGCUGGGGCUUAGUGCCAACACUACAAAGCCACCAUUUCCAGUGGCUUUUUUUUUCUUUCCCUUUUUUUUUUUUUCUGUUUUAUUGGAUAGGACAGAGAGAAAUUGAGAGAAGAUGAGGAAAUAGCAAAUAAAGACACCUGCAGACUUGCUUCACUGUGUGUGAAGUGUCCAUCCUGCAGGUGGGGAGUGGGGGCUCCAACCUGGGUCCUUGUGCAUGGUAAUGUGUGUGCUUAACCAAGUGUGCCACCUCCCUCCUCACAUAAUGUGUUUUAAGCAAAAGUUCCUGUAUGGUCAACACUUGCCUGGGGCCCUGGGGAAGUGGCCUGUGAACCUGAGGGCCCCUGCUCCCUCUCUAGAACUGCUGUCAGGGAGUUGUCUGCCUUCUCUCUCUCUGUGAUUCCUCUUUGUUGAAAGAAGUAUCCUGUCACUGACACCACACCUAGGAGAUACUCUCUUUCCUGGGCUCCCUGACUUGGCCUGUCCCCUACUUCUGGCCCCACCAUUUAUGGUCAAAGCCAGUUCCUCUAUAGGUCCAUAGGUUGGGGGCCUCACUGGCCAUGGCUUUGGUCUCUGUCACUAGCUCUUGCUCCAGCCAGUUCUCCCAGUCUUCUCCAGCUUCAUUUUGAUGGCUUCUGCUUGCUGCUUUCUGGGGAGGCACUUGACCAGGCCUGGCCCAUGUAGAAAGUGAGGUUGUGGAGGCUGGGCCUCAGUGACCAAAGCAGCAGAGCCAGGUGCCUGGGGGCUGGAGAGGGGUCUGGCUAUUCGCUGAACCAUGCCUCCACCUCAAGUCACUUUCCCUAAAAGCGGCCAUGCCAAGUGUUCCUGCCAAGGGGGUUUGGACAUAGUCUUUGUAUCAGCGUCCAGCUGGCAUCCACACAAGAAUCUGUUGUGUUUCCUGGAAUUUAGGGGUACCAGAGAAUGCGUCCCCGGGGCACAUGCCGAUUCUCACUCAGUACCACCAUGGGUCCCCUUCCUACAGGAGAGUCAGCGGGCACAGGGCAGAUGUGGCAGCUGGGGUGCUCUCAUGCACUGUCACAGCUGGCUUCUGAGGAGGAAAGGGAAUGUCAUUCACAUCCUUGUGUCAUUUUUUUCUACAAAAAAAAAAAAAAGGAAGGGGAUUUUUAGCCACCUCUCCACCAUUUUCAUACUAACUGUUACUUCAGGGUAAAAUAACCUAUAGAAUGAAUAGUUAUGUUUGACGAGGCCAAUACUCUCUUUGUUGAAAAGGUUGUAUUUCAGUCUGAAAUUUCAAGUGUGGCUUAAACCUGUAACUGUGGUCCUGUGACUCUUUCAAAUACAGCGCUGUGUGUGACGCA